AUGGCAACCACAAUUGAUGAUGAGAAGCAAGUAACGUCUUCUCCAGCGAGAUCAACAAAUGAAGUUGUAGAUGAUGCAUCACCAGCUGUUUCAACGCACUUAGAUGAUAACUAUGCUUUGUACGAAAAUGCUAGGGAUAUCGAGGUUGAUCCUCAAGAAGCAAAGAGGGUGCUUAGGAAGAUUGAUAUACGGCUUAUGCCUAUUCUCUUCGUUACAUAUAUGUUGCAAUAUCUAGAUAAGAAUUCUAUCAACUUCUCAAGUGUAUAUGGAUUGCAGAAAGGAACGCAUUUAGUUGGACAACAGUAUUCCUGGCUAAGCUCAAUCUUCUACUUCGGCUAUCUAUUCUUUCAAUUUCCAUCAGGCUACUUUCUCCAGCGUCUACCUAUCGGGAAAUUCCUCUCCCUAACCACCAUCUCCUGGGGAGUAAUCCUCAUCACAACCCCAGCAUGCGUCUCCUUCGGCGGAAUAGCAACCAACCGCUUCCUGCUCGGUGCCGUCGAAGCUACCGUAAACCCCGGCUUCGUCCUCCUAAUGUCCAUGUGGUACACCUCCGCCGAACAACCCCUCCGCCUCGAAACCUACUACUGCACCAACGGCAUCGCAACCAUGUUCGGCGGACUCAUCGGCUACGCCAUCGGUCACAUUACCACCGGCCUCCCAAAAUGGAUGUACGUCUUCCUAAUCUUCGGCGCCCUCUCCAUCUUCUGGGGAAUCAUCUCCCUCCUCAUCCUCCCAGACCUCCCCUCCACCGCCAAAUUCCUCACACCGCACGAACGACUCAUCGCCAUCAACCGCGUAGCGUCCAAUCGUCAAGGCGUAAAAAACCAUUACUUCCAACCCUACCAAGCCUGGCAAACUCUCCAGGAUCCCAAAACAUGGAUCCUAUUCGUCAUGGCUGUCGGUGCACAGAUUCCCAAUUCCGCUCUUACUUCCUUCACAUCUAUUAUUGUUAAAACAUUCGGUUUCGAUACCCUCGGUACACAAUACCUGCAAAUUCCCGGAGGAGCAGUACAAUUCCUCGCUUUGAUAGCGGGAGGUUAUAUAUGUACUAAAUUCCCGCGUAAUUCUCGCUGCAUCACGAUGAUUGUUGCUAAUACGAUAUGUAUUCUCGGAUCAGGAUUAUUGGUUGGUCUUCCAAGUAGUAAUAAGUGGGGACGCUUAGUAGCGUUGUGGUUGUGCUAUUUUCAGGGUUUGGGUUUUAGUAUGAGUCUUACGAUGGUGACUAGUAAUAUUGCGGGAUACACGAAGAAACAGUUGACGGCGGCGGUGCUUUUCACGGGGUAUUGUGUCGGGAAUAUUAUUGGACCGCAGACUUUUAUUGCGGCGGAAGCUCUGGGAUACUCGGUUAAAUUGGCAAUGGUCGUCGUAUUAUAUAUUUAUAUGUAUACAAGUAAUAAGAAAAGAGAUGCAGAGCAAGCGGUUAGAGGAGAAGUGAGUGAAGAAGAAGCGAGAGAGGCGGUGGAGAAGGGAAUGAUGGAUAUGACGGAGAUAGAUAAUAAGGGGUUUAGAUAUAUUUUGUAG
Sclerotinia sclerotiorum 1980 UF-70 is the source of this 1521-nucleotide messenger RNA. RefSeq lists its product as hypothetical. The record is from RefSeq and is a predicted model, not a curated record. NCBI's taxonomy places the organism in Eukaryota, Fungi, Ascomycota, Leotiomycetes, Helotiales, Sclerotiniaceae. Gene Ontology annotation, cellular component: plasma membrane. Gene Ontology annotation, molecular function: dipeptide transmembrane transporter activity; allantoate transmembrane transporter activity. Bases 1 to 1521 code for a protein of 506 amino acids. Gene Ontology annotation, biological process: dipeptide transport; allantoate transport; tripeptide transport. The transcript has 3 exons.